UACAUACUAGGAAGUAGUGUCAAACGUGACAUUUAAGAAAAGGUGGAGAAGUCCAUUUUAUUUGUUUUUGUUGUCAACAUAAUUGUUUGUAAUGUGCCCCUUGAAGGUAUCAGAACACGCAGCAGUUCGUGUGCCACUACCUCAGUUUAAACCACGCGAGGCUCAGCCGGUUCCGACCUUGAGUCACAUCCCCACGCUGCCUACCUACGGAUUUUCCAGUUUCGUGGUUGUUGAAAAUAGCUUGGCUGCUCCCUGCCGCUAUGGCUAAUUCCUUAGGAACCGGUGGAUCCAGUUAGAUCCAUCCCUCUCUUUAUUUCCCUUCACCAACUUGUUGAGUCUUCGCCCCUCGGGUUGUUCCUACUGUAACACAAAGCGUGCGGCGUUGCACGACUCAGCUCGUCUUUGUGCGACUCCUGGAGACUCGUGUCGUCGGUUUGAAGGACGCCGGUGUCGGGCUCGGUGAGACGGGGUCGUUGUAGCUCUUCAAGUGUGGAGGGGGGGGGACUCGACGGGACCGCGCGCAGCAGAUCGAGGCUUUGACGCAGCAACAGGCGCCUGUGUGGGAAACUGUAGGGAGGUGGAGACAAUUUACCACCCCUCCCUCGUCUUUUACUGAAAUUACCAACUCAUUGUUGCACAGGGGAGACGCUUGAAGUACUCACUGCUGCACUUCAAAUGGAGGCUCCCGAUGACCAUUGUGCUAGUAAUGGCCAAUGCUCUCCCGAUAAGGAGAACUCAAGAUUGUUGGCGGAUGCGUCAACACCUAAUGGACAGACAGAACCUCAGGUUCCUAAUUCCCCCAGUGAACUGAACAUUAAACAGGAGGAAGAAACAGCGGAGGAGGAUGACAACAGAAGCCCAGCAGAAAUAGGCCAAACAGGGGAGGAAGGAGUAGCAUUGGAGGAAUCCAUGACUGACAGCCCAAGCAAUGUACAGGAUGGAUUAUCUGAGACAAACGCAACAGCUGAUUUAGGAAGUCGACAAACACACGGUGACAGGCCAUUCCAGUGCAACCAGUGUGGCGUCUCAUUCACCCAGAAGGGAAACCUGCUAAGACACAUUAAGCUGCAUACAGGUGAAAAACCCUUCAAAUGCCCCUUCUGCAGCUACGCCUGCCGGCGGCGCGAUGCUCUCAGCGGGCAUUUGCGCACUCAUGCUGUUGGCAAACCGCACAAGUGUAACUUCUGUGGGCGGAGCUACAAACAGCGCACUUCUCUGGAGGAACAUAAAGAGCGCUGCCAUAGUUACCUGCAGGGUAUCGGCUUCGAUCCAAACGCCAACACUGGCCCUUACACAGGCGAGGUCCCUAAAGACCCAAGGCCCAUGGCGGAGCCCAACAGAAUGGCUACCUUUGAUCGGCCACCUGUUAUUGAAAGACUGCACAGCAACGUGGGCAAGAGGAAGAGCACCACACCUCAAAAAUUUGUGGGUGAAAAGAUGGUAGGCUACAGCUACCCUGAACUAGGCUAUGAGAUGGGCCUUAAGUAUGAGAAGCAGGCUGAACUGAUGUCAGCCCACAUGAUGGACCAGGCCAUCAACAAUGCCAUCACAUAUCUUGGAUCGGACUCUCUUCGGCCCAUGCUCCAUCAUCCAGGUCCCCCUCCCUCUAUGGCUGAAGUGGUGCCCAUGGUCAACCCCCUCUUCCACCAUGUCCUGCCAUUGUGUCAACGAACAGAUCAUCCAGGAAAUUGUGACACGCUGCAAUCUCAGCAUUCUCAGCAUUCUCAGCCCCUUCAGCCCCAUGACUUCCCCAGCCGUCCCACCACAAAUGGCCCAGUGGCUUUAACCAGGCUGGGCAAGGUGCAUCAUCCAGGGCAAGAAGAAUCUCCCAACAACAGUGGAGUUGACUCUGCUGACUCAACUCGCAGCAGCCCUCAUGAGAGGCAGGGCCACCAUGGGAGCAACCCUAUUCCUGGUCUCAGGUCUCGAGCCAGUCCAGCGGUGGGCUAUUCAGGUGAGCGAGUGACAGAAACAUCAUCAAGAAAUGGGGCAGGAAUGGGGACCGGCAUCAUGCGAGUGGCCACAGAGAAGCCUGUGAGCCAGGAUGGGGUUCGGGUGUUUGGACGAGAGGGCCAGGAGUUACGAGCGUACCAGUGCGAGCACUGCCGGGUGCUCUUCCUGGACCAUGUCAUGUACACCAUUCACAUGGGUUGCCACGGAUACAGAGAUCCAUUGGAGUGCAACAUCUGUGGUCACCGGAGCAAAGACAGCUAUGAGUUCUCCUCUCACAUAGUCCGUGGUGAACACACCAUCCAGUAAAAGGAUGGGUAGGAAUUUAAUGAAAAACAAAGAAGGGAAAGGAGCAAUAGCCUGAUAUCCGUCCUUACCCUCAGGCAUCUGAGACUGCACAGUUGAAGGGCACUGUAGACAAGUGUAGCACAAUCAUAGCAUAGACUUUUUUUGAGCUAAUUAUGUGAAUCUGAACAGUUGAACAAUCAUAUGAAGGUAUGGGCCAAAGACAUAUAUUCUACAUAUUUAAUUGAGAUUAAUAAAGAAGGUAAGUUAUUUGUUUUCUCGUGAAAUGUUCAUGAAUGUUUUAACAGAGCAGCUAUCAAACAACUAGUUUUUCAUUUUAGUCUUAUUUAGAAAAGUCUCCUGUUGUGCUUGUCCUGUCAUCGUGGUUUUGUUACAAAACAAUUGUUCCACUCUUAAGAAGUAAAGAAUGCAUACAAAUACAUUACAACCAGAUAGGAUGUCCUAUUCAAAACAAGAACAACAAAACCUUUUAAAUUAAUUAAAUCAUAAUAAUACAAUUCAUGAUGUAUAUCAUAUAAUAAUGGUAUUGAACUGGCCCACUUACUGUGGCAUAUCACUUAGGAUCCAUGCAGUUUUAUUUUUCUUUAUUUUUUAUGAUAUUGCCAUGGCCCAUAAUUCUUGUUUUUCCUACGAAAAAUGAUUGAAGAUAUAUUGCCAUGGUCAACUGGUGCUGUGUGUUCUAACUGCAAGCAACUUGGCCAGUGGUGUGAUUGUCUCUGAUUGUAGGCUAUUUAACUGCAGCUGUAGACAUUUGACCAGUCUGCUAUCAUCUUCAGAAUUAAGUUGUUGUUUAGUUGUGCCUUAUUCCAUACAUAGAUUACUACCAAGUUUGUUAUCUUACUUUAGACGUUACUAUGAACCCCAAUAAUGGAUACAACAACAAAUGCAUUUAGUUAAGACAUGUUCUCUUUUAGUCCUGUAAAUAUAUGUUCAGAGAACUUCUAUGAAGAAGUGUUAGUACGAGUGUAUUGAAUGUGUCAAUAAACAAAAAUAAGAAAAUUGAUUUACAGAUCCCAAAUUGUACAUGGUAGGUUAAUCAUAAAUGCAUUUUACAAUCCACUAACAACUGUAAAUACAUGUUACAUAUAUAAAAUACAUUACACAAAUUAAUGUUCCUAUUAAUACAUCAUUGGUGAAGCUAGUAAAGUUGUAAAGACAACAUUUUGACUAACACUCUAAAAAGGAUAGCCUGCUGAUAACAGAAAACUACCCUAAACCACUGCUUUGUAAUGCCACAGCCAAUGUGAUAGCCUUUAUUAAUACACUUUGACUGAUGUUAUAUAGAAUAUAAGGGCUGUAUUUGCAAAGUCUUUGCUCACUUGAGUAAUGGACCAGCUAUGCAAAACACCAAUGCUACUAGAGCUAGCUAGCUAACUAGCCUAUAAACCGUUCACAAAAUCCUAUCAAUGUUUUAGACUAUCAAUUUAUUUGUGUUUACUUACACCACUCAUGUUUGUACAAUUAUCAGUUGCUGGUAAUACAUUUAUAUACCACUACUAGCACAGAAAGAAGGACACCUACUUCCUGUGGCUGACUUGUAUAUUUUGUAAUUUUAGUAAAAGAUUCCAACUAUUUUGAAAUACUUUCAUUCUAUAAAUAUAUCAAAAGUACUUUUUGAAAAAAAGCCACAGAUGUAAUCAAUGCAGCAUGCAGAUAUGACAAUGUGUAAAUAAAUAAGGAAAAAAAGUCACAAACAUUUUACAUUUAUAUGCACAACCCAAGUUUAAAUAUAAUGCAUUUGGAGUUAAUUCUAACUAAAUUAUCAAAUAUACACUUAAGUGUGCCAUAUACAUUUGUAAAUCUUCAUAUGCUCAUGAAACUGCAUUUGUUGCUUGUAUUUGAAUGUAUUACUCUCCACAGUAACAGUCAAGGUACGACUAUUGAUUAUAAAGCAAAAUCACAAUGAAAGGAUACAAACUUCACGUUUCUCCUCAUCAGCUAAGCUAAUGCAGUAUCCACAUAAAUAACAGGGCAUUUAUAUGUUUACUGGUUGUUCCUAUCAAAAAUGAUUAGAUCCUGGUAACUCAUUGUUGCUUGCAGUUUGAGCACACAGUUAGAUUCCUUAACUAGUAUUAUAGUUUGCUUGAAACUGAGGGUGGUAGCUGUUUUCAUGUUGAUUACUUAAAAUUAUGCUUUAUGGCAACGGACCCAAAGAGAUAAAGGAGGCUGAAAAUACUUUACUGCUUCUCUUUUAUUUUUAUUUUUUAUCAAAAAGUGGAGCCACUUUGUGCUUCUGGCUGGAUAGCUGUGUUUAUGUAUAUAUAAUUAUUGUGUUUUUGGGGGGUGGGGUCUGCAUUAUGCGUAUAUGUCUGGUUCAAUGCCAGCUGUUAUCCUAUUAGUAUGACAAAGACAGGGAAACAUCGCAAAUUCCGCAAAUUGUCCUUCGCACCUUAACAUUUGUGGAGCGUAACUUUAUUUGCUGCAGAACGCCUAAAAUAUACUGCAUCCAGGGAAUUGAGGGAACAGAAGACAAUUCUUAUGUGUAUGGUGGGCCUUUGUCCUGCUAGUUUCCUGCUUAAAUGUUGCGACAUUCAUGUAUAACGGGUAUCGAGAACGAGACAGCAUGAGCAUGAGAAAAUGGGAGUGUGGUUACCAUAUAGUUUUACUCUGAAGGCAGCUCCCGAAGCUCUGACAUAAAAAGCACAUGUAUGAAAAAUGUGUUGAAGGAUAACAUAUUUCAACCAGCAAGGCUAGCUGCAGCUCUUGCAUAGCUACAGUACUGUCCCUCCCUGUGAAAGGUCACAGACGAGACUGUGCUUUGUACAGUUGGCCCUGCACUUUAUGUCAAUGGCCUCACUAAAAAACAACUUUGCUUUUAUAUUUUUAUUUUUUGUUCUUUUUACAUUGAAGUGUAGAUGAAAUAGGAAACGAUCAUUGGCAGAGUGCAUGUUGGUCUUUUCUCUGAAAAUACAAUCUUGGAGAUACACAUUACAUAACUAUCUCUAUGCUGUCUUAUGAACAUUUUCUUUUUGUAACAAUACUCACAUGACAUCUGGCAUUACUAGUUUCAUGCUAGUCAGCAUUAUAAACUAUUAUGAUUAUUCAGUAAGGUUAAACUCAGUGAUUUACUCUUCUAUAUGUAAUAUCUACUUGUGAUCAAAAGGCAGCUUUUCCUCUGUUUACAUGGCGCUUCUCUGACGCACAGCUGGAACAAAAUCCUAUACUGUCUGUAAAGUAUUGGCCCUGGAAAUUGUUUACACCUCACUGCUCUGAUAAUGACUCUAUACAUUCCUCAAAGACAUUAUUCUUGUAUUAUCUGAAGCCUUAUCUGUCCUCCUAAAACAACAUAUCCUUUUUAAUAAUCCGAUGAUCAAAUGUAUAUAAAUGUUACCCUGAUUUAUUCCUUAAUUCCCUUCUGAAACAUACAAACAAACAGACCAGAACUAAUUUAACUUGAAAUGGGCAUAAUAUAUAACAUGAUGUUCAAAUGAAAAGUAACUUUCUCAGUUCUAAUGUGUUCUCCAGGUUACAUUUGGGAAGUGAUUGGGGCACAGAAGUAUUUCUUUCUCGUUCUCGUAGUAAAGUUGUAACAAGGACAGCCUUACACAAUAUUUAAAUGAAGCAGCCAUAUGAACUAAGGAAAAUGAUCUUCUGUCAGCCCUCAUGGUGAGUGAGGAGUUUACUUGAAAAUCAAAUUGAUUGCUCUUGUUUCCAACUGAGGGGUUGUUUUUGUACAUUUUGAAAAUGUGUGUGCAAAAUGUCUAUUUUUCUGCAGAAAUGUUAAAGCAAAUAGUUUUGUGAUCUUUUGUGUGUGUGUGUUUUUUAAGUUUAAAAAUGUUUACAAACAAUGUAAAAGACAGGUUUCAGGUGAAUUGUAUUUUAUAAGAAAUAAUAUAUGAAAGGAGUAUAUUUUGGCGCUGAAUACUGAAAUUAUCCAGAUGCAUGUGCCGAUUGAUCGUCUCUGAUAUGGAUAACAAGUUUCUGAUGUGAGGGCUCUCAGGUAUUUGCAUAGGCUGUGUAUUUGUAUGUCCUAAAAUAUGUGAUUUAUUUAUCAAAAAGAUGCACAGUAAUUGAAAUUGUUGGUCAACCCUCAUGACUUAAAUCAGAAGUUAGAUGAUUCAACAUCAAUGGCAUAACAUGAAGAAACAUUGCUGUGAAGAAUACAAUGUAUAUUUUUAAGGCAUGGGGUUCUCUCUAUUAAAGAUAUGGUUUUACUG
Cyclopterus lumpus (lumpfish) is the source of this 6413-nucleotide messenger RNA. RefSeq names its product IKAROS family zinc finger 2 (gene ikzf2). The record is from RefSeq and is a predicted model, not a curated record. The coding region runs from base 676 to 2259 and encodes 527 amino acids. Gene Ontology annotation, molecular function: RNA polymerase II cis-regulatory region sequence-specific DNA binding; DNA-binding transcription factor activity. Gene Ontology annotation, biological process: regulation of transcription by RNA polymerase II. The transcript is spliced from 9 exons. Lineage: Eukaryota; Metazoa; Chordata; Actinopteri; Perciformes; Cyclopteridae.